AAGGCCUAUCGCAACGCGACCUUUGUAAAUGUUGCUAAAAAAUGUUACCUUAGCUACACUACUUUCACCCUUCCGCAACAUAAUAUUUUUCAUGUUAGCUUAGCCAAAAAGGGGAUGUUGCCUUUGUUAGAAAGUGUUUAAGGGUGCAACAUGGAGACAAAUAUGUUAGCUUAAGCUAUUAAAAUGUGAAAAUAAUAUUUUAACUUAAAAUUAAAGAAAAAAGUAAUUACUUGUAUUAAAAAUAAAAAUAGAAGUUAUGUAAUAAUAUAAACUAAAAAUAUAAAAAAUUAUAUAAAAUAUUAAAUAAUUUAAUAGGUGAAUGAUUUUAUUUUAAAUAAUAAAUAUAUGUUUAUUUAUUUAAAAAGUAAAAUAAAAUGUAAACAAAAAAAUAAAAUAUAAACUAAAUAUAUGUAUAUAUGUUUAUUUGAACAAGCGGGCGUGGUUCCCGGUGAAAUCAGACAAGCAGCGGGACUUUGUUUCACUAACACCCCGCCCCAUUUUUUCACUUCCUUUUCCACUCACACUCAGUCAUCUCUCUCAUUUUCCACACAGUCCUCUCUCGCUCUUCACCCCCACAUCUCGUCUCUCUCUCUCUCUUUUCACCCCCACAGUCGCCUCUCUCUCUUUUCACCGUGUCUCUCUCGUCGCUCUGGUCUCUCUGGUCUCUCAUCAGCACAUCUCUCUCAUCUCAGGUAUUUUCAGUGGAGGCUUUGCAUUUGGAAUGAGGGCUUCUUCGGUUGAUUUUAAGGAUUUCAUUUAAAGGAUUUAAAAUUAGGGUUUCAGUUUAAAGAUUUUGCUACAGCUGGACUUAAAAAAGCUGAAUCGAAGGACAAACAAAAAGAAAAGACGCGGGAUGGGAGUGAAGAUUAUGAUCCAGCACAGGAUGAUGGUAGCGAUGCUGCUGGAUCAGUGUCUCCACCAAAGGGAAAGAAGAAAGAAAGUAAAAAAAAGCUUGUCAUGGGACGUGGACCAACAACACGUUCUCGAGCCAAUGUUGGAAGCAAGACAACUGAGGAUGGAAGCGAUAAGGAACCGACGCAUCAUUCGGUACAACCAACAACAGUUGCAAAUCCAUUAAUUGAGAUACCCCAAGCAGAUGAUGGAAAUGGUUCAAUGACUGCUUUUUUGGCUCUCCGGAAACGCCAACAAGAGGAAGCUAAAAAGGAAAAAGAAGAAAAAGAAAAGCUCGAAAAAGAAAGAGUUGAAAAGAAAAAAGCUCUUGCAGAUGCAAGUAAAAAGGUUGUUCAAGAAUCUAUGCCUGAAAUAGAAGAGGGCGAUGAAGAAGUUGUAGUUCCAUACCGCCCAAGAGGAAAGACAAGAAUGGAUAAAGUUCAUACAAGAAGUUUUGAGCAGAGAAUUGUGAUUGGGAUGAAUGAGCUGGGCCAACCCAUAACAGAAAAUGACAAGGUACUCUCUGAGCUGAGUAGCUUUUUGGGAACACUGGCCAAGCGAUGUGUGCCACUGACUUAUGUAACUUGGCGCAAAGUUCCUAAAAAUUUGAAGGAAACUAUGUGGAAUUAUGUCAAGGCCCGCUAUAUUAUUCCCGAUGAACUGGAAAGUUGGGCAAUUGAGACAAUUCAUGCAUCCUGGAGGGGGUAUAAGUGUCGAACUAAGGCAGCGCAUUAUACAGCUUUUGAAACUGAUGAAAUUAGGCUACAAAAUAGGCCUGAUGAUAUUCCACUUGAGAGGUUCAAAUUGCUGUUGGAAUAUUGGAAUGAUGAAAGUAUUCAGGAUAAAGCCAGGAAAAAUUCAAAUAGCCGCAAGUCAUAUACCGAGACUCACACUCUUGGUCCUAAAAGUAUCGCACAGCUUCGACACAAAAUGAAAAAGAAUGCCCCAGAUGAGUCUGAACCAUGUGAUGCAGAGGUUUUUGUGAAAACUCGGACUCGUGAUGCAGGACGCGAGUACAAGACCAGUACUAAAACAAUGAAAAAGAAAAUUGAUAAAAUUAACAAAAAAAAUCAACUCCGGGGAGGCUGCUGAUGAAAUGCUUUUGGAUAAAGAGCAUGGCCCGACUUGGCUCUUAGGGAGAUGCAAGAAGCCGCAAAAACUAUCAGCUGCUGCUCCAACGGAUACAUAUGUCAAAGAAUUGACAACAAAAAUUAAGGAAGGCCUUGCUGCUGAAGUCGAGGAAAAAGUGAAGAAAAUCCAAGAAGAGGUAGAUGAGCAGGUAAACAGGAAGGUGCAACAAAAUUUGGCAUCGGUCCUUAAGAAACUUGGUGAAGCAAACCCCAACAUCACAAUUGAUGUUACAGAGCUGUGUGCACAUGUGGCCAGUGACAAUGACGAUGGCACACCAAUGACUAAAGGCACCAGCUUCUAGUUUGCUAAUAGUAUGGUUGUUUAGACUUUGGUUCGUUGAAGUUAUUUUGACUAGCUAAUAGUAUGGGGUUAUAUAUCUAGACUUUUUGUUAUUAAACUGUUAGUUUGCAGGUAGUUGGUCGAUUCUGGAUAUUAUGUUGGUUUAGCUGUGGAUUUGAUGUUGGAGUAAAUUGGAUUUGAUGUUGGUUUUUGUAUGUUUACAAUGGUUUGUUGAAAUGAUGGACAAAUUUUGGGAA
This is a messenger RNA of Daucus carota subsp. sativus, 2558 nucleotides long. RefSeq lists its product as uncharacterized. The record is from RefSeq and is a predicted model, not a curated record. NCBI's taxonomy places the organism in Eukaryota, Viridiplantae, Streptophyta, Magnoliopsida, Apiales, Apiaceae. The transcript has 10 exons. The coding region runs from base 958 to 1983 and encodes 341 amino acids.